AUGGAAGUUCCAAGACCAGACGGUCCCGAUGUCAACAGAGGGACGAACAUCUUCGUCGGAUGCUGGGUGUUGACCGGCUUUGUAUUCUUCGUGCUCUUGUUUCGAUUCGGUGUCAAAUUCUGGAUUUCGUGGCUUCUCCCAAAUGUCUCGAGGCCCCAACGAGUAUGGGGUCUAGAGGACUUCUUCCUCGCCUUUGGCUGGGAAUGGGGGUUAGGGAGGCACUUCUUCUACCUAACACCGAUACAGAGAAAUCGAGCUAUGAAAUGGGACUUUGUCUCUCAACCUUUGGCCGUGGCGGCGUCGAUGUGGUCACGAACGGGUGUGAUCCUCUUUCUAUACACAUGCUUCGCACAGAACCGGAGGAGUCUCCGUAUCAUCGUCAUCGUCUGUCUGGUGGUGCAGAUCGUCGCAAACCUCUUCACGAUUCUGCAAAUAUUCUUGCAAUGCGGGCCCAAUCCAUAUCGGCUGGUAAAUCGGGCGGCUUACUUCCACUACAUGUGGGAUCCGUUGCCAGCAGACGGUUCAGUUGCUUGCCAGGCACCGACAGUACAAGCAACAGUGGGAUACGUUCAAGGCGCCUUCAACUGCAUCAUCGACUUUGCGCUGACAUACCUGGCCGGGUUCGAGCUCUGGCAAUUCAUGUUUCGUGGAGCCCAAAACAGCAGCGAGAAUUCUUUCCUCACCAGGUUCAAGAGACUGGAUCGCGGGAUCAGAACCCAACGGCUAUGGCAGACACUGCUGAUCUGCGGCCCACUACUGUUGUCAGGAGUAGCAUCUAUAGUCAAGACGUAUCUUCUCUCCGCCUUGGGCAGCCGACUCGACUUUACAUGGAACAUAGUUCCGUUCGUUCUGUGGGUCAAAAUCGAGAAUUACUGCAUCCCAAUCGCGUCGACGGCGCCGAUCCUCCGACUCUUCAUCCGCACCUUCAUCGACCAACGCGGCACGGACAAGGACUACAGCCUCAGCCGGAGCGGAGGCGGCCGCAGUGGUGGUGUCGGGAUCCGGUCCAAACUGACAGGGACUGGCGGCCACACGAUAGAGCUCAGUAGCACCAUAUCUCACACGCGAUCGCAUAUCCGGCGGGACAGCAAAGGGUUCGUGCACAUGCAAGAGACGGAUGAAGGAGGCAGCGAGACGGCGCGGGGGCCGAGUAGGCAAGGCUCUGAAAACGAGCUGAUUGUCAACGAGCACGAGAUUCGCAUCAAACAUGAGUACGAGGUGCGGGUUGAAGACAAGGAAGAUAUACUGCCGUCCAAUGCUGGAGGAAAGAAGAGCAGUGGAAAUGCUUGGGAUUGA
This is a messenger RNA of Fonsecaea multimorphosa CBS 102226, 1296 nucleotides long. RefSeq lists its product as uncharacterized. The transcript has 5 exons. The coding region runs from base 1 to 1296 and encodes 431 amino acids. The record is from RefSeq and is a predicted model, not a curated record. NCBI's taxonomy places the organism in Eukaryota, Fungi, Ascomycota, Eurotiomycetes, Chaetothyriales, Herpotrichiellaceae.